GCAGAGCAAUUUGUAGAGAAGUCCUCCUGUGCCCAGCCCCUGGGCGAGCUGACCAGCCUGGAUGCUCAGGGCGAAUUCACCAGGGGAGGCAGCAGCAGCCCAGCCUCCUCCUCACUGUGCACUGAGCCUCUGAUCCCCACCACCCCCAUCAUCCCCAGUGAGGAAAUGGCCAAGAUCACCUGCAACCUGGAGACCAAGGAGCUGUGGGACAAAUUCCAUGAGCUGGGCACAGAGAUGAUCAUCACUAAGUCUGGCAGGAGGAUGUUUCCUACCAUCCGGGUGUCAUUUUCAGGCGUGGAUCCUGAGGCCAAGUACAUUGUGCUUAUGGACAUCGUGCCAGUGGACAACAAGAGGUACCGCUACGCCUACCACCGCUCCUCCUGGCUGGUGGCUGGCAAGGCCGACCCCCCGCUGCCUGCCAGGCUCUAUGUGCAUCCCGACUCCCCAUUCACUGGUGAGCAGCUACUCAAACAGAUGGUGUCCUUUGAGAAAGUGAAACUCACCAACAAUGAACUGGAUCAACAUGGCCAUAUAAUUCUGAACUCAAUGCAUAAGUACCAGCCUCGGGUGCACAUCAUUAAGAAGAAAGAUCACACGGCCUCGCUGCUCAACCUGAAGUCUGAGGAGUUCAGAACAUUCAUCUUCCCAGAGACAGUCUUCACGGCAGUCACAGCCUACCAGAAUCAGCUGAUAACCAAGCUGAAAAUAGACAGCAAUCCUUUUGCCAAAGGGUUCCGGGACUCCUCCAGGCUCACUGACAUUGAGAGGGAAAGUGUGGAGAGCUUGAUCCAGAAGCAUUCCUAUGCUCGUUCGCCCAUCCGCACCUAUGGAGGAGAAGAGGAUGUCCUGGGGGAAGAGAGCCAGACAACCCCAAAUCGAGGGUCAGCCUUUACAACAUCUGACAACUUGUCACUCAGCUCCUGGGUAUCAUCUUCUUCCAGUUUUCCUGGAUUUCAGCACCCACAAUCCUUGACCGCUCUUGGUACCAGCACAGCAUCCAUAGCAACACCCAUUCCACACCCCAUACAGGGUUCUCUGCCUCCCUACAGCCGCCUGGGGAUGCCUCUGACCCCAUCUGCCAUUGCCACCUCCAUGCAAGGAAGUGGCCCUACCUUCCCUUCCUUCCACAUGCCGAGGUACCAUCACUACUUCCAGCAGGGGCCCUAUGCUGCCAUCCAAGGACUGCGCCAUUCCUCUGCUGUGAUGACACCAUUUGUAUGACUCUUCCAGAAGUGGAGCACCUGGAUCCAGAAUGUGCAAGUGGGUUAAAAGAAUCUUCAGAGAGGCAAUACUGACCAUAUGACUAACUUCAGUCCACUUCUACCUAUGGGAAGUGGGAUCCCAUAGAGAAAUAUUUGUAGAGCUGUAGCUUAAGCAUGUUUUAUUUCUUUUACAUUAGUUCACUGGGGAAGGAGGUGAGAUCAUUCUGAUGCAUCCUGUUGUGUGGAUGAAGACGUGGUGUUGCCUUCACCAAGCUCUUCUUGCAAUGCUGAUGGAACUUGGUUCAACCAGCUUGGUGUUCAAUCUUGUCUUCUUCCAUCCCACACCUCUUCCUCGCAGCUACUUGCCAGUGAUAGAGGAAACAUCUUCCAAAUGCAAUGCUGAAGCGAGGGCUGUCUGUGCUUCUGGGCAAGGCCGAGAUUGGCGUUUUGCUGACCCACCCACUGAGGGAAUUGCACAGCCUCUGGGUGAUGUGUGGGGCUUGCUUCCUCUCACAGCUGCAAUAAAAAAAAAUAGCUGUCCUUUUCCAAAGGAAUUCUCUGCCAUAGAAGCCAAAGGCUCCUCCUGCAGGUCCCCUGCAGCUUUGGGGAGACUUUCUGGAUGUCAAAGUGCGUUGGGCCAAAUCUUCCUUUUUGAUGAAUCUGCUUUGCUGCUGCCACUGACCAAGGGAUUUGAGAAUGACCAUUUCAAUGCCUGGAUACCCACAAUUUCAUGUACGCUCAUGGACAGCCAUCGGCUGUGUAGCUAAUUCAUCCUGUUUUCUUACUGUGUUAUCAUUUUUCUAAUUCCCUAAUGUGAAAUUGCAUGUUAAUUCAGUAAAUCCCUGGCUGACACACUGGCAGUUCUUAUAAUUAAAGCUUUGUCCACUUUA
Messenger RNA from Octodon degus (degu), 2092 nucleotides. RefSeq names its product T-box 20 (gene Tbx20). The transcript is spliced from 8 exons. Gene Ontology annotation, molecular function: DNA-binding transcription factor activity, RNA polymerase II-specific; RNA polymerase II cis-regulatory region sequence-specific DNA binding. Gene Ontology annotation, biological process: regulation of transcription by RNA polymerase II; heart looping; cell fate specification. The record is from RefSeq and is a predicted model, not a curated record. Gene Ontology annotation, cellular component: nucleus. The coding region runs from base 166 to 1221 and encodes 351 amino acids. Lineage: Eukaryota; Metazoa; Chordata; Mammalia; Rodentia; Octodontidae.